Aspergillus steynii IBT 23096 is the source of this 1137-nucleotide messenger RNA. Its product is annotated as 3-deoxy-7-phosphoheptulonate synthase. Gene Ontology annotation, molecular function: 3-deoxy-7-phosphoheptulonate synthase activity. Gene Ontology annotation, biological process: aromatic amino acid biosynthetic process. Gene Ontology annotation, cellular component: cytoplasm. NCBI's taxonomy places the organism in Eukaryota, Fungi, Ascomycota, Eurotiomycetes, Eurotiales, Aspergillaceae. The transcript is spliced from 3 exons. The record is from RefSeq and is a predicted model, not a curated record. Bases 1 to 1137 code for a protein of 378 amino acids.
AUGCCUAGCGUUUCUACCUCCUCUGUCCCUCUGGACCCUACCAACGUCGACCUUCUCCGGAAGAAGUUGGCUGAGGACGUUCGCAUCGAGAAAUACUCCCCUCUUGCCCCUCCCGAGUUGAUCCAGUACGAGAUCGGUCUGUCUGCCAACUCCCUCCUCACCGUGCUCAACAGCCGCGUUGAGGCCCGUCACAUCAUCCGCCGUCAAUCGGACCGUCUCCUGGUCCUGGUCGGCCCCUGCAGUAUCCACGACCCCGAGACGGCGCUCGAGUACGCUCAGCGUCUGCGCGUCCUCGCCGAGGAACUCAAGGAUGACCUCUGCAUCAUCAUGCGGGCCUACCUCGAGAAGCCCCGGACCACGGUCGGCUGGAAGGGACUGAUCAACGACCCGGACGUCGACGACUCCUACAACAUCAACAAGGGCGUCAAGAUCGCCCGUCAGCUGCUCGCCGACAUCACGGACCUCGGUGUCCCCGUCGCCUGCGAGAUGCUCGACACCAUCUCCCCCCAGUACACGGCCGACCUGAUCAGUGUCGGCGCCGUGGGCGCCCGCACCACCGAGUCCCAGCUCCACCGCGAGCUGGCCUCCGGUCUGUCGUUCCCCGUCGGCUUCAAGAACGCCACCGACGGCUCUGUCGGCACCGCCGUCGACUCGCUCAAGUCCAUGCGUGGCCGCCACCACUUCAUGGGCACCACCAAGCAGGGCCUCAUUGCCAUCACCACCACCAAGGGCAACGAGGACGGCUAUGUCAUCCACCGUGGUGGCAGCCGCGGCACCAACUUCGACGCCGACAGCGUCAAGGCCACCAAGGAGCUGCUUCGCUCGAAGGGCGAGCGCGACGUUCUCAUGAUCGAUUGCUCUCACGGCAACUCGUCCAAGAACCACCGCAACCAGCCCAAGGUGCUCAAGACGAUCGAGGACCAGCUGCGUCAGGGUGAGGACGGCAUCAUCGGCGUGAUGGUGGAGUCGAACAUCCGCGAGGGCAACCAGAAGGCCACGGCUCGUCUGGAGGGCUGCGAGAAGGGCGUCAGUAUCACCGAUGCCUGCAUUGACUGGGAGACCACCGAGACGUCGCUGCGUUCUCUGGCCGACUCGGUCCGUGAGCGUCGUGCUCGUGCCUCGAUUGGCAAGCAAUAG